This is a messenger RNA of Cygnus olor (mute swan), 929 nucleotides long. RefSeq names its product family with sequence similarity 163 member B (gene FAM163B). The coding region runs from base 303 to 785 and encodes 160 amino acids. NCBI's taxonomy places the organism in Eukaryota, Metazoa, Chordata, Aves, Anseriformes, Anatidae. The record is from RefSeq and is a predicted model, not a curated record. The transcript has 3 exons.
GGCUGCCGGCACCGGCCAUGUGCCGAGAGGGUGCCUGCCGCCCGCUCCUCCGCUCAGCACCCUGAGCUGGCCUCGGCCUGGGCGCUGCUCUUGUUUUUUUUUGUUGUUGUUGUUAUUUUGUGUUGUUUUUGAUUUUUCUCUUAGUACCUUUUUUUUUUUUUUUUUUUUUUUUUUAAACUCUUUCUUGUUUUCGUCCCUGCGUUGAUGCGCUCCGAGCUGGAGACUUCGGGAGACGCGGUCCUCACCUGAGAGAUCCGGCACGAUUCCCCCCGAGCGAAGGCUGUUAAUGGAGAAGAGGGCGAAUGACAGCCGGGACCGUGGUCAUCACAGGUGGAAUAUUAGCGACUGUCAUUUUACUUUGUAUCAUCGCUGUCCUCUGCUACUGUAGGCUCCAGUACUACUGCUGCAAGAAGGAUGAGUCCGAGGAGGACGAGGAGGAGCCCGACUUCGCCGUGCACUCCCACAUCCCUCCGCUCCACUGCAACCGCAACGUAGUGCUGACCAACGGCCCGUCCCUCUACGCCUCCUCGCCCUUCGGCAAGAAGCCGACGCCGAGCCGGAGCGGCUGCCCCGGCUGCGGGCAGUAUGAGCCCCCCACCUUCUUCCUGCAGGAGCCCCCCGAGGAGCUGCACAACGGGGGGGACCGGGUCAGCUACCAGACCGUCAGCCAGGAAGACCUGGAGCUGCCGGUGAGCGUGGGCAACCUGCAGGCGCUCAACCCCAACCGGCUCUCGGCUAUGCGGGAAGCCUUCUCCCGCAGCCGCAGCAUCAGCACCGACGUGUGAGGCAGCAUCGCGCCUUUCCAAGGACUUUUUAAAAUCCACAGAAUAGUUUUAAAGAAAAAAAAAAAGGGGGGGGGGGUUGGGGAGAUUUUGAAUGUAUUGCUGCGUUCUAUAGGCAGAGACGUGGUAAAUUGUAAUAUGAAGGGU